Molecule: messenger RNA, 486 nt
Organism: Diversispora eburnea
Lineage: Eukaryota; Fungi; Glomeromycota; Glomeromycetes; Diversisporales; Diversisporaceae
Source: the annotation of a GenBank genome assembly
AUGAGUAGUGAAUCUCUUCUUAAACCAUCACCUCUUAUACCAGUAACACGAACAGAUAUUGUACAAUCACUUAUAGAUGGAGUAGAUAGAUAUAACCCAGAUAAUGUAUCAAUUUUGGAAGAUUAUCUUGGACAACAACUUCAGAAUGAAGAAUAUGACUUAAUGGCAAAUUUGGCAAUUUUAAAAUUUAUAACGAAAUUAACAGAAUUACAACAAUGUUUGGAACAAGCACGAUUUCGAGAAUUUUGGGAAAUUUAUGGAGAUGAAUCAUGUAAAGAACUUGCCAGUGAAGCGAUAGGAUUUGAAGAUGCAAUACGUAAAGUUAAUUUAUUAAGUUCUUAUCUUAAUUAUAAUCCUGAAUUUGAAAGUUUUAUUCAAAAUCGAGGUCUUGAAAUCAAAGAAGAGGUUGUAUAUAUUCCUAAAAAUGCUGAUAAUGAUGCGAAACCAACAGUAAUUAGAGAAAAUAUUAAAUUUGAACGUACGUGA